AUGUCCCCCAACCACUUUGCCCACAUGCCACUGCCCACAGAGACUUUGAUGCAUAUUGUUGAGAUGGCGUGGCUCGCCGACUGCUCACCGGUCCACCGUGCGUUCCUCUUCAAGCGACUGUCCGCUUCCUGCACCACCCUUCGUACCAUCGCCCUUCGUGUCGUCCUCCGCCACCUCAUCAUCGACGUGAAAUCUGGCUAUUCGGACGAUCUCGACAUUUACAGAUCGCUCGUUAAUCGCGCCGCUCACCCCCAGCACACCCCAGAUCCGGCUGACCACCCGACACACCUCUUCGGCCACUCCGAUCUUCACCUCUGCAACUUUACCCAGGACUUUUGCAGCACUGCCUGGUCCCAAGACCACCACAGGCCCGCGAUCCGCCGCCGCAACGACCUCUUCCGCUUUCUCCAAGACGUCGUCGGCGACUGCCGCACCUUCACGCUCUCCUACUCCCACCCCCGCUCGCUCAACCCCGCCUCGGCCAACACCGUCAAGGACCUCGCGCCGUUCGAGGCCCCUCACCUCCUCUUCUCCGGCCCCCUCCGCCACUUCGCGUCCCUGACCACCGUCUACCUCGACUGCUCCUGGCCCGAGCGCCCCGACCCCAAGAUCCACGUCACGGGCUCGCCCCUCCCCGUCCUGCCCUCCGUGCGCACGCUCCGGCUCCGCGCGCUCCCGACCUGCCCCUCGUACGGCGGCCUCCGCUGCGUCUGCGUCCUCUGUGCGCUCCCCACGACGUUCCCCGCGCUCGCGACGCUCCACGUCGAGCGUGCGCGCGCCCUCCGCGCCCUCGUCGGCCGCACGCCCCCGGACCUCCGCACGCUCGUCGUCGACGCGCCCCCCGCGGUGCCGCGGAAGAAGGACAAGCACGCAGCCGGGAAGCCCCCGGCGCCGGCGGGCCCGUACCCGCACGGGACCCUCGAGUUCGUGGAGCUGCCCGCGGCGCUGGAGGCGGGGCUGCUGCGCCCGCCGGCGCCGCACGAGGAGGGCGGCGGGAUCGGUAGGCUGCUGCUCCUGGACGAGCCGCGGGCGCGGACGGUCGUCGUGCGCUCGGGGAGGGGCAGCCCGGCGGAGUUUGACCGGGCGGCCGCGGCGUGUGCGAAGCACGGCGUCGCGCUCGUGCGGAAGGUUGUGCAGUUUGAGGCAGAGGCGAGCAAGAGGUUCCUCGAGUAG
Messenger RNA from Epithele typhae, 1173 nucleotides. RefSeq lists its product as uncharacterized. The transcript has a single exon. Bases 1 to 1173 code for a protein of 390 amino acids. The record is from RefSeq and is a predicted model, not a curated record. Lineage: Eukaryota; Fungi; Basidiomycota; Agaricomycetes; Polyporales; Epitheliaceae.